CGCUCCGACGCGCGCUGUGUGCGCUGCGGGCCGCUGUAGCCACGCGUGGGCAGCCCUAUGUGCGCGUCGACGUUCCUUCCGAUGCGCUCGGCAGCCCCGUCGAGGCUAUGACCACUACACAACACCUGUCCUGAUAUGCUGAUGCAGGCCAGCUGAUGCUGCGAGCAGUAAUGCCAGCACAGUAUCACUUACGGGUCGAACUGUUGCUGUGUCUGGUGCUGGCGACACCAAGCCUGGCAGAGAGCCUGGCUGGAAUGAAAUCUCUCGGGGCGAAGGAAUGCUCUGGCUGUACGUCAAACUGUGCGGACAACGUGUGCAACGGCUGGCCGUCGACGUCAGCUGAAGAGUGUCAGCAGAAAUGUCUUGUGAGCGAGAUCCCCGAUGGUUGCACGGCGCCUGCCAACUACAAGUGCAAAUACGCGUGGUGGCAUGACAAUCCCGACUGGCAACCUGGGUGGUGCCAUAAUUUCGUAGCAUGCGACGUGGUGGACUCAUAUGACAGCACGCAAGCCCUUCUAUUCGAGGUGGAAACUUCCGCACCGACGCCAUCGCCGACCACGGGUCGCAAGUUGACAUACGGGUCGCUCACGGCCUCAACCUCUGUUGGGCCGACUACGGGGUGGUGCUCUCCUGGUUUAGGUGCGAAUGCCGAGCUCUGGUCAAACUUUCUUUGUGGCAAGUCUGCUGAACUAAUUCUCGCCGUGAGCCAGGACAGCGCUGGCUACUACGUUGAAACGACGCAAACUAGCACUGAUCCAUUUUGGGACCUUGCACCUGCGAGCAACUGGGAGCUGCCGCAACUUCGGGAUGAAGUCACAUUAGUUGCGGGCAUUGCUUGCGUCGGAGGAUACAACGCAGCCGGGUCUGUGACAAUUGACCUGCAAGACCACGUAAUUGCGCAUGGUAAUACUGUCACCCCGUACGGCUGGCAGCCUCAGUGUGAGGUAGAGUGCACGCAUCCAAACGGCGAAGUCUUCUCUGGUAGCACGUUCCCAGCGGAGUGCACCGGAGCGAAUCGCGUGGUUGUGCACGGCGGCGGCGCGUGUGGGGCCUGCCAUUUUAAGGAUCAGCGCAUCAACGUCAAAAUCAGCGGCACGCCCGCGCCGACGGUAUCUCCAGCACCGACGCCCGCGCCGACGACGCCCGCGCCGACGUUCGCGCCCACAGUUUCACCUCUUGUUGCUGACAACCUUUCGAUAGGCGACGCCGUCACGCUCUGGCUCUCGAACCGCGACGAGGCCAUCCGCAUGUACGGCCACAUCUCGACGUGGGCGACUGGGGGGGUGACGAGCAUGUCGUUUUUGUUUUGCGAUAGCAACUCUCCUGAGUAUUCCAGUUGCUACAACUCGGGCGCAUCGUCCUUUAACGAGGACAUCGGCGCGUGGGACACCUCCGGCGUCACGAGCAUGUACAGGAUGUUCUACCACGCUUACGCCUUUAACCAGGACAUCGGCGCGUGGGACACCUCUGGCGUUACGGGCAUGGACGGGAUGUUCUACUUCGCCUCGGCCUUCAACCAAGACCUCAGUGGAUGGGCGGUCCACAGCGUCACGACGAUGUACGAGAUGUUUCGCGAAGCCGAUGCCUUUAACCAGGACCUCGGCUGGUGCGUGGACGAUGACGUGGACCUGUACAGCGCGUUCAGUGGCACCGGGUGCUCGUCGACGUCGUGCGGCGUCCUGCAGAGACGCGCUCACGCCCGACGUGCGCGACGCGGCCACGCACGCGCACUACGAUUCGACGGUCGACAACCCCCAGGACCCAUCAAUUUUCGUCACUUACCACGACGCGCAAGCGUAUCCCGAAUACCUUAUCAAAUUCAAACAGGACGGCAAUCCGCCACCUCCUCCAAACUGCAAGCCGGCGCAUCCAGACUACCGCCCCAACGUCUUUCCUAACUACUAUGACUAAGCUCACUACACCG
Pelagomonas calceolata is the source of this 1924-nucleotide messenger RNA. NCBI's taxonomy places the organism in Eukaryota, Pelagophyceae, Pelagomonadales, Pelagomonadaceae. The record is from the annotation of a GenBank genome assembly.